Molecule: messenger RNA, 1311 nt
Organism: Cuscuta campestris
Lineage: Eukaryota; Viridiplantae; Streptophyta; Magnoliopsida; Solanales; Convolvulaceae
Source: the annotation of a GenBank genome assembly
GUUUUUUCUAUUUAUGGCUUUCCAUUAGUAUUGUUAUUGAUGAAAAUUGCCACCGCUUGACUCCAUUUCUUAUCCAAUCAUCAAAAUUCAUCGUCGUCGUCCUCAUCACUCGGAUCUGCAACUUUUUUGACUGAUCGAAAUGGCCAUCAACCCCAAGAAAAUCAUCAUUGACACCGAUCCCGGCGUCGAUGAUGCCAUGGCAAUAUUUGUGGCACUGAAAUCCCCAGAGGUGAAAGUGAUUGGCCUCACUACCAUUUAUGGCAAUGUUUACACUUCUCUUGCCACCAGAAACGCCCUACAUUUGUUGGAAGUAGCUGGAAGGACAGACAUUCCGGUGGCCGAAGGAUCUCAUGUCACAAUUACUAACGGUACGAAGCUUCGAAUUGCGGAUUUCGUCCAUGGCAGCGAUGGACUGGGGAACCAGACCUUUGAUGCACCAAAAGGGAAGCCAAUUGAGCAGAAUGCAGCUGAGUUUCUCAUCAACCAAACCAAUCUUUACCCUGGAAAAGUCACCGUUGUGGCAUUAGGCCCUUUGACAAACAUUGCACUGGCUAUCCAAAAGGAACCGGAGUUUGCUAAAAAGGUUGGCCAAAUUGUUGUUCUUGGUGGUGCAUUUGCAGUGAAUGGAAAUGUGAAUCCAGCAUCCGAAGCGAAUAUUUUUGGAGAUCCCGAUGCAGCAGAUAUAGUCUUCACAAGUGGGGCUGAUAUUGUGGCGGUUGGUAUAAAUGUGACACAUCAAGUUGUUCUUACCGCAAUGGAUCGGGAUCGGUUGGCCAAGUCAAAUGCAAAGUUUGCUAGGUACAUAGACAAGAUUACGGACGUGUAUUUUGAUUAUCACAACGAUGCGUACGGUAUAAAAGGUGAGAGCCUGAAUUGUGUGUACCUUCAUGAUCCAACGACGAUGCUUGUUGCGAUUGAUCCUUCAUUGUUCACCUACACGGAAGGCGUAGUUCGAGUCCAAACCGCGGGCAUCACUAGGGGCCUCACCUUAUUUUACAACAAACAAAAAAGGUUUGCAGAAGUGACAGAAUGGUGUGACAAACCCUCAGUGAAAGUGGCAGUCACUGUUGAUGCUCCCACUGUGGUGAACUUGAUCAUGGACCGCCUGAUGAUGCAAGAAGACCCUUCCUCUUAAUCUACCUUUUUUUAUAUUUCCUGAAACUGUUUUUUUAUAUAUACAUAUUUUAAGUACAUAAUAAAAGUUUUCCAGAACAAUUCUAGUCGUUUUGUAAGCAUUAUCCCCACAUUCCAAAUUCAUAAUUUCUGUGCCCUAUCAAACUGGAGAAGAAGAAACAAAAUAGGGACAGUGGU